UCAUCUUCCUCCACCAUUAUCUUCAAUUUCCAUGAUUCGUCAGAUCAGCAGAACCGAAAAGAAACGAAACUAUUCUAAACUAGUUGAGUGUUGAGUUGAGAAAGAAAUAUUCGGGAGUGAUUUGGGUAGUGUUUACUACGAUAUUUUCGUCUUUGUUUGACUUGUGUUAAUUUGGGUCAUACCAUUUUCUACUCCGCUAAAAUGGAAAGAGUUGCUAGAACAUUUACAGAAUCUUUUACGUCCAAACUGGAAGAGCCAGUACGUACACACUUGAAGAAUGUCUACGCCUGCCUCACCAUGUCUACGGUUGCUGCAGCUGUUGGUGCGUACGUCCACAUGUACACGGAGAUCUUGUCUGCAGGUCUGCUCACCGUCAUCGCAGCUGUUGGACUACUGUUCGCCCUUAUGUCUACACCCGACAAUGGCAAAAACAGACAGAUGAGGGUUGGAUUCCUGCUCGGAUUCGCCUUCUUUUCAGGUCUGGGGAUGGGUCCACUGUUAGACAUGGCUGUUUCCAUCAACCCACAGAUUAUUGUGACCGCAUUCAUCGGCACGUCCGUGGUGUUUGCCUCGUUCAGCAUUGCCGCCAUGACAGCUCAGCGAGGACAGUGGCUCUAUCUGGGAGGCACUCUGAUGACUCUGCUGUCCUCUCUGUUACUGCUGUCCCUAGCCAACAUCCUGCUCGGCUCUCGUCUCAUCUUUCAGAUCUACUUGUACCUGGGACUGUUCCUGAUGUGCGGAUUCGUGUUGUACGACACUCAGCUGAUUAUUGAGAAGCGCCGCAGCGGAGACAAGGAUUUCGUCAUUCACUCAGUCGAUCUUUUUAUCGACUUUAUCGGCAUCUUCCGUCGUCUGGUCAUCAUCCUUUCUGAGAAGGAAAACCGAAACCAGCGCAAGAAGGAAUGAUAAGAGAAGACUGGAAGUUGCUCAGCCUGCAAAAGGCAGCAUUUGUGAAAUUCUAAUUAUUCAUGUAUCUCUUUUAUGUUUUACUAAUAUUAUGUGUAAAGAUAAAUUUGUAAUCUUUUAUCGAUUGGAGUUUUUGUGUUGAAAAAUUACUGUAUGGUUAUGAAGUGUUUUAAUAAUGUAAUAGAUUUAGGUCUAUAGUUUAGUGUUGCGGUUCUACCACCUUUACAUUUUUACAGCUUUUUAGUUUUAAAUUAGCUUUUUAUCCAAGCCCAAGAGAGUAAUUAUAGUAAAGAGUUAACUAGUGUCAGAAAUAUAUUUUUGUUCUAUUUUUCCUAUGAGUUUAAAAUGUAAAAAUGUUUUAUUUGAUACACUAGAUGUAAGGGUUGUGCAGCCGCAACUUCGGUGGUUGGCAUGUGUGUACUGUGUACCUACCUAUUGUGUAAGGAAGUUAAAUAAACGUUUAGUAUUUAUAAGCUAAAGACUUGUCAUUAUGUUGCCUUUUGUACUUCUUCAUUCAAGCUUUCUUGGUUAGUUUAUAUGUUAUGUCUAAUAUCUAAAUCUUCUUCAAUCGCUGUAAAAAACCUUUUAAAAAUUAAAUCUAUUUGGAUACUUUUA
This is a messenger RNA of Macrosteles quadrilineatus (aster leafhopper), 1521 nucleotides long. RefSeq names its product probable Bax inhibitor 1. Gene Ontology annotation, molecular function: enzyme binding. Gene Ontology annotation, biological process: negative regulation of apoptotic signaling pathway; negative regulation of endoribonuclease activity; cellular response to unfolded protein. Lineage: Eukaryota; Metazoa; Arthropoda; Insecta; Hemiptera; Cicadellidae. The record is from RefSeq and is a predicted model, not a curated record. The coding region runs from base 202 to 906 and encodes 234 amino acids. The transcript is spliced from 5 exons. Gene Ontology annotation, cellular component: mitochondrial membrane.